Anopheles funestus (African malaria mosquito) is the source of this 1544-nucleotide messenger RNA. RefSeq lists its product as uncharacterized. The transcript has 2 exons. Lineage: Eukaryota; Metazoa; Arthropoda; Insecta; Diptera; Culicidae. The record is from RefSeq and is a predicted model, not a curated record. The coding region runs from base 193 to 1446 and encodes 417 amino acids.
GUGACAUUUUCACCACAAAAUCAAAUUCACCAUUCCUCCAUUUCAGCUGGUGGAGGGAAUUGGACAGCUAUGGUUAGAAUAUCGUUUUGGUCAGGUCGCAUAACAAUGUUGUGACGUCACGAAUUAGAAGUGUCAUGGGUACCUUCGUGAUGCUACCUUUUUUGUUAUAGAUUUGUUGCGCGCAAAAAAAACAUGUGUGUGCUUUUCUUGCUUGCGCUGUUUCUUUUGUCUUUCUUUUUCUAUCGUUCGUUCGGGUUCAGCCUCUCGUUGUUCCUUAUCCGGUUUCGUUCGGCGUUCGGUGAUUCUUUUUUCACGCUGAUUUCUGGAGUAAAGUGGAAGAUUAUUAUUAGAUUCAUGGGUACGUACCUCGUUGUGUUUGAGCAGCGCUCAUGGCUCACGGCUAUUCUAGAUACAAUAAGGGAGUCGCAAAAUAAAUCGACGGACCGGUUACCUAUUGCAUCAACAUCUCCUCCUCCGCUGUUCAAUAGUGAAAAAGCUUCCUUGAUAGAUUCCAGACCAAUUCAAAAAUUGCCGGUGAUGCCAGGGAUUCCAUCAAAAUUGCAGUUAGGAAAGCAUACAGGACCAUCAUCAUCCUCACACUCCCUUCCAACUCGAACACUGCCGGUCACGCCAGUGACGGUAACGCCAACAAAAUUGCAAUCAGGAAAACAUACAGUACCAUCAUCAUGCUCCCCUACUCCUAUAUUUGAUCAAAACUCUUUACUUAAUUCUCCACGUCUUAUCCAAAAAUCCAUAGCAUCAAAGAAGUCACAAAAAAGAUCUUCAACAUCGCUUAGUUUUGAUCCUCCACAAAAAAAAGUUGCAUGCGUGACCAAUCCUUGUUCUCCUACUAGUAAUUCCUUAAACAAUACUGCGACCAUUUCUUCGCUCCAAGCUAAUCGAAUAGAGCGAAAGCUGGAUGUAAUAUGCGAAGCAUUACGAGAAAUAACUCCCGAAAUCCGCAUAAUAAUGAAUAGCGUUUGUGCCAAAGAGCAUACUGUGCCACAUAACUUUUACAUUGAAAAAAUAUGGAACGAAUCUUCUCUUAUUGAAUUUAACAGUCGAUUAGAAAAAGAUACGUUGUUUAUGGGCCACACAAUAACACAACUAGGGAAAAUAGUAGGCUGCAUAACUGAUGUGGACAAAAGAUUAAAAAUUGUGUUAGAUUUGUUAUUUGACAACUAUUUUUUGAGAAAAUGUAGUUGGACAGGACGCGGUAUUCGUCAGAAGAAAGUACAACUUUCACAAUACACAUAUGUGCUACAUUUGUUCAAGUUUGUAGGAGGAACGAAGUUCCUCGAUUUAACGGACGAACAUGUUAAGAAUUUUUUUGUAAAUAAGUUGUAUAACUGUGGGCCAAAACACGAAGAUAAAGGAGUACAAUGCACGGUAGUGUCAUCAAGAGAUAGCGACAGCGAAAAUUUAGACAUAGAAUAUGAAGACUAAUUGUUGAUUACCUUUAUUUUUUUCAUAAGGAACGGCCAAGCCGUAUUUUUGGAUUACUUGUAUUAAAUGAACUUAAAUAAAGAAUUGAACUAACAAUA